Messenger RNA from Xiphophorus couchianus (Monterrey platyfish), 1812 nucleotides. Its product is annotated as myoblast determination protein 1 homolog. Bases 604 to 1431 code for a protein of 275 amino acids. Gene Ontology annotation, molecular function: protein dimerization activity; RNA polymerase II cis-regulatory region sequence-specific DNA binding; DNA-binding transcription factor activity, RNA polymerase II-specific. Gene Ontology annotation, biological process: regulation of transcription by RNA polymerase II; muscle organ development; positive regulation of skeletal muscle fiber development. NCBI's taxonomy places the organism in Eukaryota, Metazoa, Chordata, Actinopteri, Cyprinodontiformes, Poeciliidae. The transcript is spliced from 3 exons. The record is from RefSeq and is a predicted model, not a curated record.
CUUUUUCCCAUUGCUUGUUUUUCCGUUUUCUUUGGACAAAACAAGCCUCUGCAAGCACGCUUACAGAACAAGCUUAUUUGGAUUUAAAGUGACAGAGGCUCUAAAACAUUCUGAGAGGAUUUUGAGCAAAAAACCCAAAAUGAACAUGUUUUAUCCAUCCUAACCUGUUAUAAGGACCAUUAAUGGUUCACUUUAAUGUUCUGCAACCAGCUGGUAAGAAAAUGCUGUGGGAUUGAGUUCUGCCGGUCUUUAUUCCGUCAGAGCUGCAGAGUCUUUUCACUCAGUGUAACGUUUCGUCAGUGAUUUGUGAAUUUGAACCUGCCUGUCGCUUUCACUGCUUCCUGUUUCUCUGCACUGAUCACACACAGCCACACAGUACACACCUACACACACCCAUUGGUCACUGGUGUCGCUGGUCCGCCUCCACACCGUCUGCUUUAUAAAGGCAGGCCACACCAAAGGAGUGAAGUUACACAGACUGGCCCUUUAAACUCCCUGUCAGGUCAAAUACGACUAAUUGGUGACAUUUUCUCUCUGCGUCUGAUAUUUGAGAUUUUAAUCUCAGAAGAGUUUGUGUUUUUUUGUUUUGUUCUGCGGUCGUCAAUGGAUUUGCCAGACUUUCCCUUCCCUCUCUCGUCAGCUGAUGACCUCUAUGACCCCUGCUUCAACACCAGCGACCUGAACUUUUUCGAUGACCUGGACGCACGGCUGACGCACGGCGGCCUGCUGAAGUCGGAGGAUCAUCUCCAUCACCACGUGCCAACAGCGGAGGAGGAGGACCAGCACGUGCGGGCCCCCGGGGGCCUCCACCAGGGGGGCCACUGCCUGCUGUGGGCCUGCAAGGCCUGCAAGAGGAAGACGACGCACGCCGACAGGAGGAAAGCGGCGACGAUGCGGGAGAGACGGCGCCUCAGUAAGGUGAACGACGCGUUUGAGACGCUGAAGCGCUGCACAGCCUCCAACCCCAACCAGCGGCUGCCCAAGGUGGAGAUCCUGCGGAACGCCAUCAGCUACAUCGAGUCCCUGCAGGCGCUGCUGCGAGCCGGCCAGAGCGACGGUGGAGGCGGCUUCUACCCGCAGCUGGAGCGCUACGGCGGCGAGUCGGACUCCUCCAGCCCCCAGUCCAGCUGCUCCGACAGCAUGAUGGAUUUCAUCUCUCCCUGUUCGGCCAGCAGUGAAAACGGAAACACUUCCUGUGGAAAACAAACAGCAGACGGUUGCAGCAGCAGCAGCAGCAGCAGCAGCAAGUCGCCGCUCAUUUCCAGCUUGGACUGCCUGUCCAGCAUCGUGGAGCGGAUCAGCACCGACCGGGCCGGGGCCCCUGCCGGGGACAGCGUGGUCCCUCAGGGGACCGAAUCCCCUCACGACGGCUCCGGCGUCUCUUCUUCACCUGCGGAUCUCGGCAGCAUCUACGAGCCAAUCUCAUCCUGAUGGAGCCAACAGCGCCCCCUGCCGCACGGACUGAUCCAUUACCUCCAUUUUUAAGGAGGCGAACUCUAAAUUAUUCCUGAUUUCUGAAGUAAGCCACUGAAACAGCUGCAUUUUCUUAUGGAUGAAACAGUUUUCCCUGACGUUUUUUCACAUUUUAGCUGAAAAAAUGAAUUCUGCUGUCUGUUUUUAAGCAUCCAGGAUUCCUGGAGACGACCUUUUUCACGUGAUUCCUGCUGAUAAGAACUGAGGACCAUUAGCACAUCUGACUAGUCACGCUAUGUCAAAAAACAAAAACAAAAACACAUUUAAAGUGUUGGAGUGAAUGUCUGUAUGAUAUUUAAGAGCUGAUGAAAUCUUAAUAAACAUAUAUUUAUAUUGUGA